Molecule: messenger RNA, 1068 nt
Organism: Durusdinium trenchii
Lineage: Eukaryota; Dinophyceae; Suessiales; Symbiodiniaceae
Source: the annotation of a GenBank genome assembly
AUGACCGCACAAGCCACCCAGGCGAAGCUCCACAUGCGGAGCCGGGCGGCUUUUGCCGGCCUGGCUGGCAUUGGCUUUUGGUACUAUGCUGCGGUGAUGUUUACAACUCCCUUUGCCCGGCGAUUGGACGAGUACCUCAAAACCACGAGUGAGACAUCGCUCGACAAGCCAUUGAAGGAUAGCAAGCUGUUGAGCAACAAGAAGGUGCCGAAGUGGCUCUCAGAGUUGGAUGAUCUGGGCUUCGUGGACUCGGAUACCUACAGGCAGUUCAUCGAUACCGCAGUUGCGAAGGGAAGCUUGGACGAGGCCAGGACCUGGGCGGAGAAAGCCCGUGCUCAGGGAAUGCCUUUGACCGCUCAAGACUUGCAGAGCCUCAUCAGUCAGGCCCUCACAACAAAUGAUGCAGAUGCGGCCAAGUUGUGGUUGGAGCAAACUCUAUCAACAGAGGAGCUCACAACUCAUCAGAAGCAGAAAAUUUGCUUCCUAGCUGUCUUUCUAGUAGCGAGGAAGAUGGGCUUCGGCGUCUUGCACGAUCUCUUGUUGAAGGGUGGCGAGGAGCCGAGUCGCUGGCUCCGGAACAAGGCUCGCUGGCUCCUGGAGAUUUUGAGGGCAACCCGAUCGGACGGACUAGAAGAACUAGGACGACGCCUAGACGAUGCGUUGCAAGUUGGAGUGGAGGCGGACCACAGCGUUUUCAGAUACCUGCUCUAUGAGGCUCUCAAGGUUCCUGACUUCGAGUAUGUCACCAAGUGGUUCACAAAGGCGGUGAGACAUGGCGUGGUGCCAGAAACUCCCAUUGUGAAUCACAUCAUCGGAGAGGCCAGGCUUGGGCAGGUCGAACUUGAAGAACUUGGCACGUCAAGCCGAGACGACAGGGACUUUCAAGGAUUUUCCUCUACCAGUUGGGGCACUCCAAAUUUGCUUUGGAUCUUUGUCCAAGCAUGCUUCUCUCAGCAUUUCAGGUGGCCAAGAUGCAGGGCCUUGCUGCUGCUGAGGACGUCCUCAAUUGUGUGGUAUGCUGGGCCGUGCGCGAAGACAACACCGAAACAGCCUGCAGGAAUGGUUUGA